Molecule: messenger RNA, 279 nt
Organism: Klebsormidium nitens
Lineage: Eukaryota; Viridiplantae; Streptophyta; Klebsormidiophyceae; Klebsormidiales; Klebsormidiaceae
Source: the annotation of a GenBank genome assembly
AUGUCAAAACAUGGCGCUGUUUACUGUUGUGCUGUCGCUGUCGAAGCGCUCGUCAAGCUGUUUAAUCCCAGGGCGGUGACAAACACUGUCAAAACGCUGUUUCAGGCUCUCUUGGGCGACAUGGACAAGGUGCUGAGGCAGAACCUGGGCGCCGACGGCCCGGGCUUGCUGAACCUCAUGAAGGAAGAUGCGAAGACGACGAGACAGAGAGACGCGAUCAAAGCAAGCAUCAAGACACUCGAAGAUAGGGCGAAGCUCCUGGUUUCGGUGGCACCGUGA